AUGUCGGACACGGUAACAAUUGAUUAUACGCAAAUCACGAUUCUUCUCGUGGUUUCGACGGUAUUAACAUGCAUAUCGACCAUCGUGGUAACGGGAAGAUCAUGGAUUCGAUUCGGCAUGAUAAAAAAGGGAGGAUGGGAUGAUUACAUGUCUAUUGGCGCUUUGAUUUGCAUCAUCGGUUACCUCGCAUGUCUCUACCUGGGAAAAACGAACGGAAUGGGAUCGCCUAUGUCAACCCUAUCAAUUGUUGAGAUGGAGACACUACUUCAAAUAACAUUCGCUAUCGAAAUCGUAUACUACUCGGUCUUAACUUGCAUUAAGAUGUCGAUCGUCUUUAUGUAUGCUCGAUUUGCCGUAUCGACGACAUUCAAGAAGCUAUGCAUGGCCACCAACACUCUCCUCGUCGUGUUCUUCAUCGUCUGUAUCGGUGUCGUUGUCGGGCAAUGCCGGCCGCUAGAAAAAGCAUGGGAUGUUACAAGACUGGUAGAAGGUAGCUGUAUCGACACUACGGCAUUCUUCUACUUUACUUCCAUAUUCGGAAUUCUUCUUGAUGUUUGGAUCAUUGUGCUACCGAUCCCAACUCUAAAGCACCUGCAGAUAUCGACUCGCAGUAGACAUGUCUUGUAUGGUGUGUUCGGUGUUGGUGCACUUGCGACCGCUUUCUCCUGUGCUCGACUCUACUCAAUCCACACCUACACGUUGGCCGCAGACCCCUUCCGUGAUAGUAUUCUUGUCAAUGUUUGGUCUAUGGUGGAAAUCAACGUUGCGAUAUGGUGCGCCUGCGCUCCGGCGCUAAAGCCGAUAUUUUCUCCCCAACGUUUUCUCGACAGCGGAAAGACAUCAAGCCGCAACUACCACAGUUUAAACCAUCCCGGUAUUUCGAAGAAGGGCAUUGACGGUUCGACUUCGCAAUCGCAUAUCAUCCCACUAUCCAGCGGUAACCACUCGACUUCGCCGAGAGGAUCUUCACAAGGUCCGGAAGAUAUCGAACUUGAACGCCCUCGACAAGUUCAUGUAUAA
This is a messenger RNA of Hypoxylon trugodes, 1020 nucleotides long. RefSeq lists its product as uncharacterized. The transcript has 7 exons. The record is from RefSeq and is a predicted model, not a curated record. NCBI's taxonomy places the organism in Eukaryota, Fungi, Ascomycota, Sordariomycetes, Xylariales, Hypoxylaceae. The coding region runs from base 1 to 1020 and encodes 339 amino acids.